UCUCCGUAAUCACGUGACUACGGUCGGCUUGCUCUUUAAAAAAGGGCGGCGCGUCUGGAAAAAAAUGGCGGACGACCCGUUGGAAAUUGAUCUGGAUGCAUCAGCUGAAGCCCUUGUCAGCCUCAAAGGUGGUGGUAAAGUCAACAGUAAUGGUACCCCGGCCACACCCCCUCGGAGAGGAAAUCCUCCUCGAGUACGUAAACGGAAUCGGCUCAUUUUCAAUGAUGAUGAGGAUACGUCAUUGUCACCAAUUCGGUCACCCAGGAAAGUGAACAAAACGUCACACAAUACGAGAAACUCAACUCAGGCAUCAAUGAGUGUCCCAGACAAGAAAGCUGCCCAGAGAAUCGGCUCCAGACUCAAGAACCUGCUCAAGUUGCCCAAGGCUCACAAGUGGUGCAUCUACGAGUGGUUCUACUCCAACCUGGACAAGGCCCUGUUUGAGGGUGAUAAUGACUUCUGUGUGUGCCUGCGGGAGUCUUUCCCCCAGCUGAAAACCAGGAAACUCAGCAGGGUGGAAUGGUCCAAGAUUAGGAGGCUGAUGGGAAAACCAAGGAGGUGUUCAUCAUCAUUCUUUGCUGAGGAGCGGUCAGCCCUGGAAGCCAAGCGCCAGAAGAUCCGCCUCCUCCAGCAGCGGAAGGUGACGGACAUCAGCAACUUUAAGGACCUCCCAGACGAGAUCCCGCUCCCAUUGGUCAUCGGCACCAAGGUCACAGCCCGUUUGCGAGGCCCCCAUGACGGGCUGUUCACGGGUCAGAUCGAGGCGGUGGACACAGCCAACACCUCCUACAGGGUGACGUUUGACAGACCCGGACUGGGCACACACACCAUUCCUGAUACUGAAGUCCUGAGCAAUGAACAACAGGAGACCAUGCCCCUCACAGCUUUUGCACAAAAGCAAAGACCUCGGCAACAGUUUCUCACCCCUCCAAGGUUUUCACUCUCCAACAGCUUGCAGUCCCCAGCCUUUGCCCAUGACCCGAUGCUCGGCCAGUCUCCACUCCGAAGCAGGUUACACGGGAUAGAAGGAGGGACACUGGGAGGGUUCCCUGUCAAGUUCCUCGUCAUGGUGACCCGGUUAUCAAAAGUCUUACUGAUCAAGAAGGACCGGAUCAAGGACCUGAGGGAAAUGAACACCCAGGCAGAAAAAACUAAAUCGCACGGUGAAAGUGUGGAUGUGGAGUUCCAGAAGAAAUAUGCCACCCUGGUCCUGGAGCUGGAGAGGCUGAACAGGGAACUCAACACUUACCUGAUCGGGGUCCAACAGUACUGCCAGGAGAUUGCUCCAGAACAGGGACUGGAGACGAUAAAGGAACCUGUAGGCUCGGGGCUAAAGAAGAGAUGUGAGGAGGACGCCAUGGAGAUCCUGCAGAGAGCAAACGAGGGGAACGGCACGAAAACAGUGCAGAGUCAGGACGCCUGUCAGCUCAUCACCAAACUCACAUCGCUCAUGCUACAGAUUAAGGCUUUGGCUGAGAAUGAGCUGAACUCGUAUGAGUUCAAGUCCCUGUCAGACGCCCUGGAGGACAUCCGGCAGAGGGUGGACUGUGCCAACCUCAGCUGCUUCCAGAACAAUGUGGAGAUCCACGUGGCGCACGUCCAGAGCGGCCUCAGCCAGAUGGGGAACCUGCAUGCCUUCGCACAGAACACAAACAACGACUUGUAAAUAACCCAAUGAUUCCCCCCAGUAUGUAGGAAGCCCCAUGUCCUGCUGCUUUCCCUACGACAAACAGCAAGAUGUGCAUAGAACAUUUGUGUCGCCAUGUUGUACUGGGAUGUGUUUGUAAAAAUUAGUGCUAAGGCAUGCUUCAAUGGGCAUGACAUGCUCAACUGUUCCCUGUUUUCAAACAAUGGGAGUAAUCCAGUCACUCUUUUCAAGAGUUAGGUUAGUCCUGUCAGAAAAGUUGCUUUCUCAAUUAUGGAAGGGAAAUUUUGGUAUGAAAUCAUCCUCUUUGUUGUACAGUUAUGUAGGCUUAUUCAAUUUGCUUUCUGAUUGCUUGUUUAUUUUGAUCUCCAAUAUUUAGAUUAAGAUUGUAUCUGUCUUCAUAUCUCAGAAAAACACCGUAGAAAAUUGACAAAACAAUGAAUGUGGUAAUAGUACCAGAAUAGUAUUCACUAUAUGUAUUUUAAGGAGGACUGGUAUUUUAAGGAAGACUAACUUGGAAGUUGAGUUUGUUUGUGCCCGUUGCUGCAUUGUCUUGCAGGUCUCUUCUAUAACAUCUCCCAUGUGGUGUUCAUCCAACAAUUGUUACUGCCUCUUGUCAAUAAUAAUGAUGAUACUAUUGUGGCUUCGGUAGUUGGAAAGAACAAAUGUUAACAUGAAAUGCUGUUUCCAUUUUGCUAAUUCAAAAAUUGGGCAUAAUUUUUUUGCCUAUAGUACAUGUAUACUGCACAUUUAUAUUAUAUAGACUCCCAUAGUGAAAAUGAAGUAUUGUUAUCGACCUCUAUAGAUAGAUUGUGGUCAUUUAAGAGGAUGGGUUUUGCAAGUUAUUGAAGUUGUGAGUAAAAGAAUGCGGGUGCUUUGCCUUUUUGCUUUGCAUUCAAUUAUGGCUAGACACAGAAUGAAUUUUCACUGAAAUGUUCAAUACCUGAAUGAAUGUGAAUUUGCGCAUGGAAUAGAUAGAUCAAUAAGAGCAGUUUGGUUGGGAAAUCAGACCAUUUCUUAUUUCUGUUUUACACGUAGGUGCAAAUGUCUUAUUACACAUGUAUCAGUUUAUUGGCAAACAAUCUCUCUACAUUCCCUGUAGUUUACAUUAUACUACUGCAGAAUGUAGUUGCUGCAAAAAUGAGUUUUGUAAUGAAUAAAAUAUCAUUCAGCAUUAUAGUCAAAGUGUUACAACACUUUCAUAAUGCAAAUGUCUGCAUGUAGUAUGCCUUGUCAUGCUCAUAAUGUGCAUGAUUGCUCUUGCAUCUUGCAAUGGUGAAGAAUUCAUUAAAAACUCCUGGAGCCA
Branchiostoma floridae (Florida lancelet) is the source of this 2951-nucleotide messenger RNA. RefSeq names its product protein lin-9 homolog. NCBI's taxonomy places the organism in Eukaryota, Metazoa, Chordata, Leptocardii, Amphioxiformes, Branchiostomatidae. Gene Ontology annotation, biological process: DNA-templated transcription; regulation of cell cycle; regulation of transcription by RNA polymerase II. Gene Ontology annotation, cellular component: transcription repressor complex; nucleoplasm. Gene Ontology annotation, molecular function: DNA binding. The coding region runs from base 65 to 1666 and encodes 533 amino acids. The record is from RefSeq and is a predicted model, not a curated record. The transcript has 16 exons.